AUGUUCAACACUCCCUGGUUCGAAUCUGGGCAGUUCUCUGCCGAUGAAUCUGGCGACAUAUCUUCCUCUGCGCGUACGGGACCGGCAACUCGCCCUCUGCGACCUUUCGGCGAGAUUCCCGUCAAUUACAGUAACGACCCUGGCACUGCUUUGGAGGGAUCACUCUGGACCUCUGCGUCGUCGUUUGCUGCGAACGACUUGUUUCCCGAACUUGGUCAUGUGCCCUCGCCUCACUAUGAAGCCCCGGAGCAGAAAUGGUCCGAUUUUCUUUCGCACUCGUCCGAAUACCCAUUCAACGAUUAUACCGCAACUACGCACUUCGCUGCCCAACCGUCACCAACAAAGCGGCCGCGCCUUCACUGCGAUUCAUCUUCUCAGGGUAUCGGCAACGGUUCAACCUCUCGCGGUAGUCCGCUCACGCCGGCGAUUGAUCAUUGUCGCCCCGGUGAUAUGCCUGCGUCAGCUGCUCCUUCUGCGCCACAAACUACCAGCCAAGCAGCCCGAAAGCGCAAAACUCAAUACAAGCCUAAGCGAAAGCCUGCAGCCCCGGCGAUCGUAGCUACGCCAGCUGCACCCGCGGUCUUUUCCAGCGAGUCAUCCGCCCAGUCCUCGUCUGCGCAGUACUCUGCAUCGGAAGCACUGCGAAAGGCGUCGUCCGAUAUUCGCCGUGCUACCGUCACUGGUCAGCGUGCCACAACGCAGACGGGUCCGCAAUAUGCGCGUUAUUUCAAGAAUUACGAGGAGUGGUGGACGGCGAGGCCGGAUGAACGCCAGAAGCUGGGCAUCCCUCGCGAAACGUCGCACAUGCCAAUCACCGCUCCCAAGGUCGUACUUUUCCUCGACUACACGCGAAACCGCCUCAGGAAAAAUUCCAAUGGCAACGAACUCGACGGUAGAGUUGGUGCGGCGACCAUCAUCGGGAUCAUCACCGCGCUCGAGGCUAAGCGGGUUGAAACUCAAGACGACUUCCCUAAUGACCGCGACGCACUCCGCACGCUUCGCGAUGACACAGGUAUUCGCGCCAUAGAAGCCGCCGCGAAGCAUGAUCGCCCCAAGCUCCUGGAGGAAGCCAUGCUAUUGAAGGCCAGCGGGACGUCUGCAGAUACGUACACUACAGAUGAUCUCCACACCGUCGGUCGAUGGUAUUUCCAGGCGGCGCGGACACCUACCCAGCUCCAAACAAUGAUGCGCGAUCGUGCGAUGUUUUUUCUGGGGCUUGCGGUGGCUUUCCGUGGCGACAGUACACGCAAUGUCCAACUUUCGGAUCUGUUUCUUUCCGACGUCUCAAUACCGGACAUACGCCCCGGUUUCAAGGUUCCUGUACUCGGCAUCCUCGCCGAUAACGCCAAACACAAUCAGACCGGUCGCGUCGAGGAAUAUGCGCUCAUGCGUCAUCGCGAACCGCUUGUUUGCGGUGUAUCCGCGAUGGCCGCCCACCUUUUCCUCACGUUCCGCCAGCAGACGCCCGAUUUCGUGCCGGAUUUCUCAGGCGAACGGGCACCGGUCUAUGGAAAGCGCACCUGGUACAGCCAUCUCGUCUUUCCGGCCGAUUUCAAGAGACCGGAGAAGAGCCUAACUUACGAUGCUCACAAUAGACGUAUUCACAAGAUGCACGGCGAGAAUAACAUAUCUCUCACGAAAGUCACACAUGCGCCACGACCGACGGGUGUCAAGAUCGCACGCGAGAACGGCGCGUCGUCGGAUGGCACGAAGGCUCUUGGUGGCUGGCACUCCGGUGACUCGUACAAUAAUUGUUACGACCACACACUCCCUCUAGACGCUCUACUCGGUAUAUCGGGCCAGAACGGCCGCAAACCCGAGACGUAUCACCUCCCGCGUGCGAAUCUCGACGUCCCUCCCGAGCUCGUCGCUGCCGUUUUUCCUGCCAGCGGCCAGUGGCUGACGGCAUUGAAUGAACGCGAGUCUCAAUCAGCACACAGGUACAAGGACGUCGCGCUUCGCAACUUGUUACGCCUCUUACCAUGGCUGGCGAAAGCUCUCGUCGUCGACAUGGCUCUGCUCCUGGCCGAUGGCGACGUCGCAUCGACAAAUGUCUGGUUCACGCUCCCGCCCUUCAAUACGGAUGCCUUUCGUCGCUUCGCCUCGGAAGCUCCCGUACUCCUCCGAGAGGCUGAACGUCAGACUCGGCUUGCCCUCGAUAAGCUGCCGGACUUUAUCGCCGCCAAGUUCCAGACCGUGCUCAGCGAUAUGUAUGUCGAGCGCCGGCGCGAGACCAAAGAACAGCUUGAGUUGAUCUCGAGACUCACUGAAGCCUUGGACGGCUACAGUCUCUCGCAAACGGCGCCGUGUAACCCAUCUGGAUCGUCCCGUACAGUCUCUAUCUCCUCACGAUCCAUGGUAUCGACCCGCUCAACACGCUCUGACAGUCCCGAAGAUCUGUUUUCGUUCUUUCCGAGCGAACAACCGUCACCGUCACAAGCUGGGCGAGAGACUACCCUACCGCCUUCAGCAUCAUCCUCGGUCGCACCCUCCGUUCCGCCAUCACCAUUGCACGAUAUUGUGGACUUUAGGGUCCUCGAUGUUGUCGCGGACAGGGCGCCUUCGCCGGUGCUCCCUGAGAUCCGUGACGUGCGUGCAGAGGAUAUGGCUAAGCUUCGUGCGCGCUUCGAUCCUGCUCGUGUCGCUCGACACUUCUGGACCUGGGUACCCGCUGAAUGCAUUCACCUGCCGUCGUACGAGCUCGCUCACGGAUUGAGCAUCGAGGACACGUAUCGCGAGUGGACCGAGGGUCAUGACGGUCAUCUGGCUGUACGGUCGCUCGAAGAGGCCUUUGGGGUCACUCUUCUACCUACAACCUCCAUCACGGCCUCAUACGCUCUACGAAUGACUGUUAUGAACCCUACACUACAACGUCUUAUUGACCACCAUGCUCAACUUGCGAACGUCAUCGACGCCGGGAAGCUCUCGAGGAGUCUUCGUUGGCUAACGAAGGGGAAGAUCGCUCGUCAUGGCCCCGGAACGGACUUGGUUAUAGGGAUCGAUGCAAGCUCCUGGUUGCUUGUUCGCGGUGGCGAGACUGUCGAUCAAUAUCGCGAGCGUGUCUGUCUUGCAAUAGCUGGGCUGGUUGAUACCACUACUCGUCUUCUUCGAGAGGGGCUGACACUUAAUCUUCUCUUUGUAUUUGACAAUCCUGACUGCUCUCACCCUCGUACGCGCCUCCUCCUUCACUCAGAUUUCACCAACGAGACUACGCCCGAUGGUGUCUAUCAAAGCUGUGUCCGCGAGGUUCUAGAAAGGAGCUUGUUUUGUUCCUUCUGUCGCGAGUUCCGCGACGUCGCUGUGUCCUAUAUAGUCUAUCGGGAUUCGACACUACGUGCGACGAAGGAACUUGCCCAGCUCACUAUUACGGGACGUGUUGACGUCGUCCUUGGACUCGACUUUGCUGCCUUGCUUUUCGGGGCUCGACGGUUCAUCAAAAUGCCGAAUUGCGACACGUUCGAUCGGGAGUUUGACGGCGCACUAGACAUGUAUGCGGCCACCCGCCUUGAGUCCAUGACGGGCUUGUCACGCGGCGGGCUUGUGCUCACCGUCUUGCUUUCCGCAAUGGGUUCAAACGAGCCGGCCCUUGAGUUGCCAUUUGAAGUGGCUCUUGCUGCGGGGAAGAUGAACAGGUGCUCGCUCGGGAACGAGCUUCUCCGCACUGGCGAUAUCUUACAAGAUGGCGGGCCCGCAGAAUUGGCGCAGGCUCUUGCUAACUGGACUACGCGUCUGCAGUUCGAGAUCGCCCUGGACCUCCAUAAUGUAUUUGGUGGCCGUGAUCUGCGUAGGGCUCGCCGCAUCCCACACGAGUUUCCUAAUCGUGCUACCGUCAUCUCGUACACAGUUCCAGUCGAUCCACAGGCCGCAGACAUACUCGUACUAUUUAGUGUAGAACAUCCGGCUACAGCUUGA
Molecule: messenger RNA, 3912 nt
Organism: Peniophora sp. CBMAI 1063
Lineage: Eukaryota; Fungi; Basidiomycota; Agaricomycetes; Russulales; Peniophoraceae
Source: the annotation of a GenBank genome assembly